CCUCUGGCUGCCCGGCGCAGGCUGGCAGCCCGCUCUCCGCCCUGCUGCUCCAACCAGCGCACCCACAGGGGACAACAUGGCCCAGGAGCGUCCUUCCUGCGCCCUGGAGCCCGAGCACGUUCAACGGCUGCUGCUGUCCUCCCGAGAGGCCAAGAAGUCCGCCUACUGUCCCUACAGCCGCUUCCCGGUAGGGGCCGCCCUGCUCACCCGGGACGGGAGGAUCUUCUCGGGGUGCAACGUGGAAAACGCCUCCUACACACUGGGCAUCUGUGCUGAGCGGACUGCCAUCCAGAAGGCCAUCUCCGAGGGACACAAGGAUUUCAAGGCCAUCGCCAUCUCCAGUAACUUGCAAGAUGACUUCAUCUCGCCAUGUGGUGCCUGCAGGCAAGUCAUGAGAGAGUUUGGCACUGACUGGGCCGUGUACAUGACCAAGCCGGAUGGUACGUACAUGGUCAGGACCGUCCAGGAGCUGCUGCCUGCUUCCUUUGGGCCUGAGGACCUGCAGAAGAUCCACUGAAGGCCGGAACACCCCCGGGCCAGGAGGGCCUGGGUUCCCACAGCUCUCCGGAGGCCCACGUGAUCUGUCCUUUCGGAAGGACCCGGGAAGGCUGCCGGGGAGGAAGCAGGCACCUGGCACCUGGCACCGCGCCCUCUCCCGUCUGCUGCCCUUUGCGCCCGGCUGUCCCCCAGAGACCCACGUGUGGAAGGCUUGGUCCCCAGUCUGUGCUCUGCAGAGGUGGGGCCUGGUGGAUGCCUUCAUGUCACUGGUGCGUGACCUCGAAGGGCCCUGGGGGACCAGGUCUCUUUCUCCCUUUUGCUUUCCUGCCAUGAGGUCAGUGGCUUUUGCUCCCCACACCCUCCCUGCCAUGACGUGCUGCUUUGCCACAGGCCCAAAGCGAGGGGACGAGCUGAUCAUGUGCUAAAUUAUCCCAAACUGGGAGCCAAAAUAAACCU
Molecule: messenger RNA, 954 nt
Organism: Sciurus carolinensis (gray squirrel)
Lineage: Eukaryota; Metazoa; Chordata; Mammalia; Rodentia; Sciuridae
Gene: Cda
Product: cytidine deaminase
Exons: 5
Coding region: 77-517 (146 amino acids)
Cellular component (GO): cytosol
Molecular function (GO): zinc ion binding; cytidine deaminase activity
Source: RefSeq, a predicted model, not a curated record